CAGCCUCCUGCCCGUCUGCCGCUCUCCGCUCUACUCUCUCCACCUAUCCCCCUCUAUUCCACACACACACACACACACACACAUACACACACACACACACAUACACACACACACACAUACACACACACAUACACACACACACACACACACAUGCAUGCAUGCAUACACUCUCCGCUCUCUCGCUGUCUCUCCUCUCUUUCUCAGUCACACUCCGUCCUGUGCAGACUUGAGGAGCCCCGGAGAGGAGAUGAAUCUGGUGGUGAUCCUGUUGGAGCGCUAGUGGUGAUUUUUCUUUUUCAUCUUUGAAAACAGAAAACUAGACUCAGAGCAAUGUUGAUGCAACAGCACCUCUUUCCUCUGUGCUGUGUUGAUCUGCCUGCCUCCUGCCUACAAUCAGCCUGGUUUUGGGGGAUUUAAGCGACAGAGAGUGUGCUGCGCUGCGCUGGCUGUGCGCUCUGCGGUUCUGGUGCGCUGGAUCAUCUUCUCCUCCUCUUCUUUAUCUCUUCACUGAAGGAUGCUCAGUUCUCUCCACAGUCAGGAAUAUUACUACUACAUCUGUCAAUACUCUCGCUGCUGCUGCUGCUGCUGCUGUCCACUUGUCUACCCCGGCAAGAUCCCAGUCUGAGGCACCCCGGUCCCCUAAGGGGAAGAAGAAGCAUGUCAGAAUCUCCCGUGUUGCACAUGGAAGUGAGCCGUCUGCCUCUGGUUCUGCUGGACUACAGCCUCUAAACCAGACUUGAGUGUAUCCCAAAAAUCACUGAAAGGCUCUGAAGAAAACUGGGGAUCCUAGGAGUUCCUUUCUGACGAGCUGAAAAUUCCCGUAUCACUUUAUAUCGAGGAGCACCAGCUGCUUUAACCAGCUCUAUGGUUUUCUGACUUAUCCACGGCUGCGAUUUUGGCAUCUGACUAAGAGCCUGGUGUUUUCUGUCUGUGGACAAUGUGGAGCUGCCUCUGUGGGAUAGUGGAUACCUGUUCUCAUCCGGACACUGACUUCUGGACAUUGUGCUGCUCCAAGGAGGCUGGUGAUUAGAGAAAUCCCCCGGACCCUGUCAGAACCUCCGAAUCAGCACACUCAUACACUGAGAUGACCCAAGAACAGUGCACUCAUAGGAACAAUGUCCAGAGUUCAGAGAAACCACAAGUGUACAAAGUGGGAAUAUACGGCUGGAGGAAACGCUGCCUUUACUUCUUUGUCCUGCUGCUGAUGAUCCUGAUCCUGAUCAACUUGGCGCUCACUAUCUGGAUCCUCAAGGUCAUGAACUUCACCAUAGACGGCAUGGGCAACCUCAGAAUAACAGAGAAGGGCCUGAAACUGGAGGGGGACUCUGAGUUCCUCCAACCCCUCUAUGCCAAAGAAAUCCAGUCCAAACCGGGCCGACCGCUGUUCCUGCAGUCGUCCAGAAACGUCUCCGUCAACAUCAUGGGCAGCAACAACCAGCUGCUCACACAACUCGUCACAGGAUCCAGUGGAUUUAAAGCACGAGGCAAGAUGUUUGAAGUCAAAUCCACCUCUGGGAAGCUCCUUUUCUCCGCCGACGAGCAGGAAGUGGUGGUGGGCGCCGAGAGGCUCAGAGUGAUGGGGGCCGAAGGAGCCGUGUUCAGCAAAUCAGUGGAGACGCCGCAUGUCAGGGCCGAGCCGUUCAAAGAGCUACGCCAAACAUCGAUCACUAACAGAGCUGCUCCGCCUGUGUCUGUUCCCAGGCUGGAGUCUCCCACUCGCUCCCUGCUGAUGGAGGCUCCUAAAGGCAUCCAGAUCCUGGCCGAGGCCGGAGACAUCCAGGCCAUCUGCAGGAACGAGCUGCGACUGGAGUCCAAAGACGGAGAGAUCUCUCUGGACGCUCGGAGGAUUCGCCUGAUGCGGCUGCCGGAGGGGAAGGCCUCCACCAGCUCCUCGUCCUCCGGGACCAGGCAGACUGUCUACGAGGUUUGCGUUUGCCCCAACGGGAGGCUUUUCCUGUCCCAGGCCGGCACCGGAUCCACCUGCCAGAUCAGCAACAAUGUCUGCCUCUAGGACUGAUGCAUACAAACACGAAUCAACACAGAGAUACCCCGAAGGAAAGACAGGCAAAAAAAAACAAAAAAUAACAGACAGAUGUACACACAUCGCCUGCCUCUAGGACUGAUUCAGAGCAAACACAGACACAUACAAAGACUGCCAGAGCUGAUGGAUAAACAGUCACAGAUACUGUACCUAUACAGAUACACCGACGCACACAUUUCACGAUCACAGACAACACUCUGACUGAUAUUUAGGCUCAACCGAUAUGUUUUAAAGGACCAGUACGGAAACAUUUUGAACCGAAGCUGACGACAGCUGAUAUUUUGUGCCAAUAUUUCAAUGCUAAACAUAUUUUCUCCCUUAAUUUUAUAUGAGGAGAAGCCUUUGAAAACAGCAUUUAGAGCAUCACGGGACACGAAAACUCUCCCGAGUCUCCUACACAUCUAAGCUCUUUAUACACACAGUACACUAGAACAUAUUAGGCUUUUAAAUUGAAAUACGUGAAUGAAAGAAAACAAAUGUGUUGCAUUUUAACACCUUUUUAAUACAACUGAAUACAUGACGCUGAAUGGAAACACUAAUAUUCAAUAACAGGAGAGUAUUGGUGAUAUAUCGGUCUGACCCUAACAGUCAUACAAAUGCACACACUGGCUUACAGACAUGCAUACACACAGUAUAGCUAUUUUAACAUGUGAACAUGGUGUGCACACACACACACACACACGCGCACACACUCACAUACUUUUUUGCUCCUGGUAGAAACUGAAAGGAAAAUCUCCAGAGAUUUUACUAGAAGAGACACUGAUCUGUUCCCUUUCUCCCUCAAGAGCAUUUCAGUACCAGAAUCACUAGGGUGAUCACCCAUGGCAACCACGGCCCUCCCCAACCCACUCCUCCUCCUCCCUUCUGUUCUUCUUCUCCUUUUUCCUCACCUUCUCUUCUCCCUCCUCCAACGCUUAACCACAGCUGAGAUAAUUCAAGGAUUUUUACUCUCCCUGUUUUCUGUUUUAAAGCCCAGUAGGCAAACUACAUGCACCUAAUGACUGCUGCUCCCAAUGUGAAUCCGAUCAGGAUGCUAUAAUAAGCAUAAGAACUUGGAUACUGUCUAAGUCAUUGCAUUUCAGUGGAAAACACACACGAGAUCCAGAUGUGCUACUGUAUAUGUGGGUUUGCAUUAAGUGCCGUUAGUAUGCCUAUGUGACAGUGUUUUGUUUGUUUUUCGAUGCUAAUGUGGGAAAAUUUCCAAGUAAAGGUUUCAGUUAUUAGGCUAAAAUAUGAUGAUGCCAUGGUCACAUCAUAUCGCAUUUACCCCAACCCUGAUUAUUCAAAUUAGCCCCCCCCCCAGUGCUAUAGUGACAGUUUGUUGGUGGGUAUUAUUUGAUUUCACAGUGACAACAAAUGACCUCACCGUGUUGGAUGUGGACGUCCAAACAUGUUAAUCAAUUGAUCAAUCUGUCGGUGAAGUCCCACUGUCAGAGAACUGUGGCCCAUGUCAAACCUCGCAGGCUAACGGUUAGCUUUCUCGCUAACAGACUUUGUUUAGUGGGUCUUCACUCCUGUGCUUAUUGUGAUAUGACAUGAACAUGGCACCAGUGCCUCAACACACUGGAACUGUUUAGGGAAAAAAGAUCUGAUGUGAACCGAUGACUUUAAAUUCAGUGGGUAGUUGAUUUAAUGUUCUGUUUUGCCUGCAUAAAUGUUUCCUCCUGGCAAAACAGCAUCACCUUCCUCCGUCCUGACAAUGAAGAAAACUGGAAAAAAGAACAAAAAACAAAAAAAAAACCCUUGAAGAAACAGAACUAAAUGUCCCAUGUGAGCUGCUCCAACCUCGGUGGUGGUCACCCUACUUGUUUCUUGCACUGGGACAUUUUUAAAGAAAAAAAACAAAAAACAAAAAAAGGACAAACAAACUAUAUUGCGAGCCACUCUGUUGAAAGAGGGGAACUGUGCCUGUGCCUUAUGUCGAUGCACUUGUGGCAAGAAGAAGCACAUCACACAGACUUUCUUUGGCAUCUGCGAGUAACAUGGUCUCUCUGGUUUCAGUUCAGUUUCAUCCUACUCACAAAACCUCUCCCUCUGUGCGAAUGCAAAGACCUUCAGCCGCAUCCGACUGUAGCUCGUCCUGCUGUCCACGCCUGAUUCUGCAAAAGGAUGUGUCAUUUUUCUUUUUUCAUUUUUGGGACGACCCACUGGUCACUUUGCUUUUUCAAAUGUUUAAAUCCUGUGGAGUUCGUGAGGCAGAUUUACGGCACUGAUGGGGUUGAUAGCCACUGCUUAAUGAAAGCCAUGUCUGCUUUAGUUCUCUGGUUCUGUUUAAGCAGCUCAAAUCACUUGGUUAAAAGUCCUGUUUAUUUUACACUUCCUGUGUUUUAUUUUGAAGUGUUGAUCCAUAAGAAGAUAUAUUUGAUAUCUCAGUGUAGUUUUACAUCUCCUCUCUCAGGCUUCUCUCUGGAGCUCUAGUCACACUAGAGGCUUGCUUUGUUGUUACAUCACAAAGUUACAGGAAGUCCUGACGGCUGGUUUUAAGGCUCAGUUUCUGAAUACAGGCUGUGUGCAUUUCUUAAUAUAGAACCCAGACCUGAUCUAUAAUCAAACUACACAUGGACGUCUCAUUUCAUACUAUAUGGGACCUUUAAGGGUCUUUCUAAAAAGUGACUCGAUUUAGCAUAUUUUCAACAUUUGCUUGAUAAUCUGGGAAAAUUCAACGAAGAUCUUGCGCAACAACACCCACAAGAAGCUGGACGCUUUUUACCAAGUGGUUUGCGAUGCUGAACACACUCGUAGGCAUUUAUUAAUAUCCUGUGUUGUUGUUUUAAAGUGUCACAUCCUUUCCAAGAGUCGGGUGCACCAACCGUCUCUCUGUCUCUCAGCCUCUCUGUCGCUGUAUAUUAAAGGACUUUCAGAAAUAUUUCACAACAAAUUGAACCUAUCUGAUGUAUUUGUUUUUAUUUGAAUACAUGUACCCAAGAGGAAAUACAUCUUUUUAUACGGUUGUUUAUGUAAAUAUUGUACACAUGGCCGCGUCAGCGAGCAUCGAACAGUACACGCCGACGAAAGAGAAACACUGCUCUUUGGCGAAAAGGAAAUCCGUUUUUUUUUUAUAAUGUACAUCAGUAUGUGUUUUUAUACUUAAAAAAAGAUAAUGUUAAAGGAUAUUCAUUGAGUUAGCAUGUACAGCAAUGUAUACAAUGUUCACCUGAGGAGAACAAGCUGGGUUUGUUUUUAAUGCCUUCUCCUUCCUGUGCGCCUCCGUCCCGCCGAGCUCAGAUGCUUCACACAAACACAAACCUGCUUUCUUUUUUGUUUUGUUUCGUUGUUGUUGUUGUUGUUGUUGUUGUUGUGUCGGGCCCGAGGUCUUUGCAUUCUCUCCAGUGUGCUGUGUGUGUAAAUUUGUGCUACUAUGAGUGAGCUUUUGUUUUGUUCCUCUGCUCCACAGAACGUGUUGAACGAUUCUCAGAGAAGCAAAACACACAAACCAAAAGUUUAAAAAAUUAAAUAAAAGAAAAAUUUUCCAAGAAGGAGUUGAUACACAGGGUUGAGGAGAAAUACGCCGCAAUUAUCAAUAUAAUACAGAAAGUGGCAACAAAAAUACACUAAAAUUACUGAAAAACAUAAUUAGCAAUUAUCAGAUCGUAGACAAUAUCAAUCAGGCUAAAAUAUUUUCAUGCUUGAUUCUAUAAGUAACUACUGUAAUUUAUUCACACUAUCAUGCAAAUUCAUUCAUCGUGUCUGUCGAUGAUGACUCAGUGUGCUGCCAAUCAAUCAAUUAUAUUGGCCUGAUCACAUUCUGUGAGCGGUUCUUCCAACCCUGUGUGUUCCCGCUCUCUACUUCCCCUUCCUGGCGACACACCGGGGGCGGGGUGUCACCGUCCAUCCUGAAUACUCACACUUUUCCUUCAUCCUUCAGUCUGAAACUGCCGUUCAUGGAGUAGUUUUCAAAGAUGCCAAAAUAAAAAGGCGUUGUUCAAGUUGAUUGCAGUAGUUAUUGGAUCCUCCCUGAUGAGAUAAAACAACCGCACUGAUCGAAGAAAAACUUUGUCUUGAAAUCUUUUGUCUUCAGAGUCGAGCUCGGCUCUUUUUCUUAGCUGAAUGAAAUGAAUGAAAAUGUGGCGAUUCAUCAUUUUAAAGGAACUAUUUGAAAGUUUUGCUAUUGCUACAUAGCUAACAUUAGCAUUAACAGCUGCUUACUUACUAGUUUAGAAGAAAUGUUGCAAGUUCAGCAUCAAAUUUCCUUCUUUUACUGGCCCAGAGCCACCCUCUUGUUUUACUUCUAUUUCUAGCACUUAUUUUUUUUGUCCUGAAGUUAGCAUGCUAAUUAGCUAGCCCCAGCCCCGGCUGGUCAUCCUGUCACUUUCAAACACAGCGUCACUGUAGCGUCCACGCCGCUCAAAGAAUGUAUUAUAACCUCUUGUCUUGUGAUUGUAACAAUGGCUGAAGCUCUUGGCAAAACUGGUAAGUAAACAGAAUGCUAACGUUAGCUAUUUAGCAAUCACAAAACCCCAAAACAGAGCGAGGAUGAGUAGGACAUGCUAACAUACUUACCAGUCUUGCCAAGAGCUUCAGCAUUUGUUUUGUGUGGACGCUACAGUGACUCGGUGUUGGAAAGUGACAAAAUGGUCCAACCGGGCUGGGGCUAGCUGGUUAGCAUGCUAACUUCAGUACAACAACAAAAAAAAGAAGUGAUAGAAAUAGAAGUAAAACAAGACGGUGGCUUAGACAGCUUUUGACGAGUGAAGGAAUGAAGUUUUGACGCUGACCUCACAACAUUUCAUCUAGACUGGUAAGUAAACAGCUGCUAAUGCUAAUGUUAGCUAUGUAGCAAUUACAAAACUUACUAAUAGCUCCUUUUAACUUAUCAGCUUCAUCACGAAACCACAAAACAGAAGAGUGAGGAUGAGUAGGAUGUGCUAAUUGAUCAGCAGACUGAUGGUUUGAAUCACAGUCAUCAUUUUUAAUUACAUUUUCCCUCUCGUUUCUGUCUUGUUCCCUGCUCUUGUAUAAUGCUACAAGACUGUAACAAGCAACACAACGUCAGUUUAACUAUAACUUUCGGAGUUUCAGAAGCUGGUUUCAGGCAGUGUGAGAAAAACACUACUUUGAUGCCAAGCACUAAGUUUUAUAUUAAAGAAACAGAAAGUCAUCUCCUCCCUCCGACCGAGCAUCGCUGGACUAAAUUCUUUUUUAUCUGCUUUGCAAACAUGUCUGCUGAACGUUGGGGCGUCCAGGGGCAGAGGGAGGGCAGCCGAGGUUACAGAACCAUACCAGUCAGUUUUAUUUCAUGUCAAUAUACGACCCAGGAGGUUCACAACUUUAUUUAUGCAUUUAUUUUUUAUUUACAAGAGAAAACUACCCCUUGCUGUAUAUUUUAUAGGCUGAUUCCAGUAGUUUUAAAGCUCUAUAAAUUCAAAUCUGACCACAACAAAAAGAAUUUCAUUUUACUCCUGACAGUGUGGAGAAGAUGGAUGCAUCCAGAUGUUAACAUUAUUAUAAUUAAACAGUUAAAUAAAUCAAUCAAAAUAAUUUAAAUUUCUUGGUCAAAAAGAUAAAACAAGGGAGAUGCACAUGUAAAAAGUGAAUCAAACCCAUUAAGUGAAAAUAUAACUUGAACAUGAGAUGAGAUUUUCUUCUUUGAAGAACAAAUAAUGUUCCUUUAAAGGAAAAAUAAAAUACUUUGGAAAUUGUGAAGAAAUAUGACCCCAUACUGUAAAACGAUAUUUCUUGGUCAGUUUGGUUGUUUGGGGAAUUUUUUAUCAUCAUCAUCAGUUUGUAAGUUCGACAGUUUUUGAUUUAUAGUUUCAUUUAAGAGAUUAAAAAAAAAACCUUUGAAACUGGAACGUUACAACACAGACGCUGGAUCUUAAUCUACGCAGAACGUCAGCAUUUCACCGACAUCUUCAUCAUCGUCAUGACACUGUCGUUCUGAUGGCUCAUGAGUCAUCGUGUGUUUGGAUGUUUGGAUCUGAGUGUGGAAGCGGCAGAUGAAACCCACUGAAGGGAAAAAGCCCUGGAGCUUUUUGUGAGGCUUUAAUGAGGCUUUUUAUUCCAGAGGAAACACUCCGGACUGUCUGCUUGUGUUUUUUAAGAAUCAAAAAUGCAUACAGUUGUUUUAGUUCACACCUUUUUUUGUUUUUUGUUUUUUUGCUGUCCAGUGCAAAGUGGAAAUCUUGUCCCCAAGAUGCCAGGACCUGCAGCAGCUGCUCCACUGACCCUCCUGUCGCUAAAAGUCGAGCGUUUCAUCCAUUAAAACAGAUGAAGGAGCAUGUUAACUGGCCACAGUCACUCAGCGUUAACUUAAAUUUCCUUCGGCGUAUUUUAAUUUGACCCCUUUGCCCCGACCCGGACUCUGAGCAACCCGCCUCCUCUCUUGUUUUGUCGUGCUAUCAGCGGCGUGAACUGGCACCACCCCAGAUUAAACUCGCUUUGUCUUCGGUUUAUGAUGGCGAGGCCGGGCUGCGGAGAGACGGAGAAAGAGUGGGUGUGUUUGAUGUGUGUUUCUGAGCAGCUGGAGGCCUGGAAAACAGGUUUCGGCGAGUUGGCUCAUUAGCCGAUCUUCCCUGAGCGGCGGCGGCGGCGGCUAACCUCGAGCUACAGAUACACAGCAGAAAAAUAUUCAUGUUAGCGAGUCAUUAGAGCUUUUGUCCUGCUUGAAUUUUCAGACAUUUUAAAACAACUGAUUUUAUCUACAUCAGAAUGGAGCUGCCAACAAAUUCAAUUUCUAAAAAAAAACUUUAUUAUAACAAUAACUAUCAAAGGUUUAGCUGCUUUUCCAUCUAUCACACAUCUGAUUCGCCAACUUGACCCUCAAUUAUCCCUCAUUUUCUCAGUCAGCGGCUCCUCUUUCGCCACCGCCGGCGGCGAAGUGACGAUGUUUCAAGGUCGAGUUAGGAUUUCACAGGACUCUGUGCUGUUUCACUCAGCAGCACUUCUUUUUAAGAAAAGAGCUCCUUCUUCUUCUUCUUCUUCUUCUUCUUCUUCUGCGUCUUCAUACAAAAGGCCUCUCAGUCAGAGAUGACUUUUCUCUUGGAUUAUUGGAAUAAGGAGCUCCAUAAAGCCGAGAGUGAGUUAUUGACUCGGCUUCUCUCUGCCUCAUGCCUCAGUUGAGAGGACAGUAAGUAAAAGGCUUUUUCUUUUUUUUUUGAAGAUUGUCACCUAAAGGGCUGCAUGAAGAGGACUGAAGUUUUUGUGAUGCAAAACAGCUUCACUUGAACUAUGAGAAUGGAAAAUGUUAAACAAACAUUAACUGGAUUGCGGCUCAUUGUUGGAUCUGUGAGAGGAGGUUGACCUGUGAUCCAAUAUCAAACGCACCUGUGCUGAUUGAAGCUGGUGUAAAUAUCGAACCCGCUGUAUAAAUCAGAGUUUUACAGUGGUGUUUGUGCUUGAAUCUGCUGUUGCAUGUUUUCUUGCUUAAAGAGGAAAAAGGGCUUUUCUCUUUUUUUUCUUUGUCUGAUUUUAUGUGUUACAGGCAACAGUUUAGUUGGUUUUGGCUCAGAGGAGAAACAGAGAAGUCGCUGCACUAAAGUCUGAUUCUACACUAAAAGUAGGGAUGUCACGAGAACCGAUGCUUUGGUACCAAGUCGGUACCGAGCAGGAAACCUCCAACAUGGAACUGCAGUUCCUCUAAUGACCACAUGAGGCUGUCAAUCCCCAUAGACUCCCAUGUUAAAACGUCCCAACUUUACAGCAGAAAUAAACAUGUUUACAGCCCCGGUACAAAAAUUCCCUCGUCAUGACAACUGUGCGGGGUGUGAAUUUUUAUACAACUCACCGGUUUACAUUAGCAUAAAUGAGGGCGUGGCCUGUUGAGGGAGCGGUGGGUGAGCGUAUGCCUUGACUUUCACUGGUUUUGGUGCCGACUACCAAAACUCUGGUAUCGUGACAUCCCGAACUAAAAGCCUAAAAUUCAGUCAGUGAAAAAACGUCAGUGAUGUGGAGUUGAUGUUGAUGUUGAGCUUUUCGUCUGGUGGGUGGGAACGUGGAUCAGCACCACGAUUUAUUUAGUGUGUUACUAAGAUUUAAUCACCGGAUCUCGAGCGAGUGUCAUGAUGUAUUUUUUUAAUAUCUAGUUUUCUGUUUCCUCUGCAGUGAGUGUUAACCCUUUAAAGACAUAUAUUUUGUUCGAGCUGUGUGUGUUUGCUCUUUUUGGGGUCAGUGGUAUUUAAAGACACACCUGAGUGAAGUGGGCGUGGUUUACCUGCACAAGAAUGUGCAUGCAAUUUACCAUUCAUGCACAUUUUGUAGUUCACUGCAGCGAAAACAAACGCUAACAAGUAUAUUUGCAGUGUUGUUUCUUUUUUCUUUAUUUUCUUCAUGUGACACUUUCGAACUGAACGGCGUCUUUUCAGUGGAACGGGGACGAUGCAGCAGGUGAAUCUGUGGCUUUAUUCUGUCAUUUCUUUCCCCCACAUGUACAAACCACCUGUAAAUACACGGAGCUGUUUCAUAGGAGGAGACGUUUUUGUACCGUUCACCCUGUCGCUUAAUAAACAUAAUAAAAAGGUACCGGUUGUGUUGUUUGCUCGGCGCCGUCACUGGUGACAGGUUUUAAAACGUUUGGAGAAAAAGAAAAAAAAAAAAAAACUCAGUGUUUGCUUGAGUUGAGCUUCUGUGAAUCUGAGAUUUGUGAGAGUGAGAAUUUGAUUUGUGAUUUUUGUGAAGACUGACUGAAGGGAUGUUCUCGUUUUCUUCUGUUUGUACCACGAUGUACGCAAAGAGGAUCCUCACACAUUCUAUGCAAAACAAAUGGAAAUAGGACGCAUUGUGAUAAUGCAACGAGUUAUGUCAGUGAACUCUCUUUAAAUUUAUUAUACUUUCUGUAAACAGUUUGUAUUUAUGAACUGAGUUGCAAAUUAAACUGUAUCAAUAAACUUAUUUUAAAAAAGAA
Seriola aureovittata is the source of this 10880-nucleotide messenger RNA. RefSeq names its product sarcoglycan, delta (dystrophin-associated glycoprotein) (gene sgcd). The coding region runs from base 1085 to 2011 and encodes 308 amino acids. Gene Ontology annotation, biological process: heart contraction; cardiac muscle tissue development. NCBI's taxonomy places the organism in Eukaryota, Metazoa, Chordata, Actinopteri, Carangiformes, Carangidae. The record is from RefSeq and is a predicted model, not a curated record. Gene Ontology annotation, cellular component: sarcoglycan complex; sarcolemma. The transcript is spliced from 10 exons.